This is a messenger RNA of Ixodes scapularis (black-legged tick), 891 nucleotides long. RefSeq names its product piggyBac transposable element-derived protein 2-like. Bases 1 to 891 code for a protein of 296 amino acids. The transcript is spliced from 2 exons. NCBI's taxonomy places the organism in Eukaryota, Metazoa, Arthropoda, Arachnida, Ixodida, Ixodidae. The record is from RefSeq and is a predicted model, not a curated record.
AUGGUUCCCUUCAAAUUGCACUCCAGCAUCAAGCAAUACCUCCCCAAGAAGCCUCACAAGUGGGGUUACAAAAUAUUCACGCUUUGUGACUCCAGAGGUGUUGUACACUCUUUUGACCUGUACACUGGCCACAUCGAUCAAGUGCCGGGUUUUUCUGACAUCGGGGCAAGUGGUAGCAUCGUCAUAAAACUGGCUCAGUGCGUGCAGCCGCAACUGGGCCACCUUCUGUACUUUGACAAUUGGUUCACGUCUCUGAAGCUUCUCGUGACUUUGGCACAAAGAGGCAUAUAUGCCCUUGGUACUGUGCGUGCAAAUCGACUGCAGGGUUGCAAAAUGGCCACGGACACAGAACUCCGCAAGAGAGGACGAGGAAGUGCAGAAGAGUAUGAGGCAGUGGUGGAUAACCAGAAGGUGAUCGUUGUCAAGUGGUACGACAACCGAUCGGUGACCACCGCAAGUACCUUUGCCGGUGCACAACCCGUCACCACUGUCAUGAGGUGGGAUAGGCGUGAAAAGAAGUCUGUCCAGGUUGAGUGUCCUAGCGCAGUUGUUACGUACAACAAGUACAUGGGAGGUGUUGAUCUCCUUGAUGCACUGAUAGCAUACUAUCGGAUCCAGCUUAGGUCAAAAAAAGUUUACCUCAAGCUUUUUUUUUCACUUUUUGGACAAGCUCAACUCGAAAUGAAGAAGCGACGAGGACCCACGAGCCACAUCCCCAACGAGGACGUCCGCACGGACAGCACAGGACAUUGGCCGGUUGUCAAAGACACGAGACAGCGGUGCAAGAAACCUGGUUGCAAGGGACAUACCAACGGAAUGUGCAGCAAAUGCAACGCACAUCUUUGCCUAAACAAGAACACCAACUGCUUCUUUGAUUUCCAUCAGCCAUAA